AUGAACGGCACAGCGAAGAGCCAUCUCUUCUCUCCGCUCACAAUCCGAGGACAGAAACUGAAGAAUCGGAUCUGCGUUCCGGCGUUGUGUCAGUACUCGGCGACCGACGGAUUGGCCAACGACUGGCAUUUGGUGAACGCGGGCUCAUUCGCGAGGGGAGGCGCGGCGCUCGUCGUGAUGGAGGCCACGGGUGUGGAGCCCAGGGGUCGCAUCACUCAUCACUGUUUGGGUCUGUGGUGUGACCAACAGAUCGAGCCGUUGGCCAGAAUCGUGCAAUUUGUGAAAAGUCAGGGCGCAGUCGCCGGCAUUCAACUGUCACACGCCGGCCGUAAGGGCAGUAAUUUGCCGCCAACUGUGGGCCGGGGCUCUAUACCCGACUCGGAGGGCGGUUGGCCUACGAUCGGCCCGUCGGCCAUCGCUUUCGGCGCUAAUAUGGAUAAAGUGCCCAAAGAGGCCACCGUUGAGGACAUUCAUCGGAUUACCGGUGCGUUUGUUUCGUCGGCUCUCCGAGCGGUCAAAGCGGGCUUUCAGGUGAUUGAGUUGCACUUCGCCCAUGGUUAUCUGAUCAGCACAUUCCUAUCGCCGAUCACUAACCAUAGGACCGACCGAUACGGCGGUUGUCUCGAGAAUCGGAUGCGUUUCGGUCUUGAAAUGGCCGAAAGUGUGCGAAACUCUUUGCCCGACGACAUUGUUUUAGGCGCAAAGGUUUCGGUCACCGAUUACGCCGACAACGGCUGGGAUUUGAAGCAAACCCUGGAGUUUGCCAAACGGUUGAAGGCGUUGGGCGUCGACUACAUUACGGCCAGUAGUGGUGGUGUUGUGUCGGGCGUUGAGUACAAACAGACGGCUAAAGUGCAUCUGAACGCCGCCCAGAGUUUGGUGGAAGAGGUGGGCGUAACGGCCGGAGUGGUCGGAGAGAUAACUAACCCACAGAUGGCCGAUGAGAUUGUGCGACAAAAUAAGGCCACACUUGUGUUUAUUGGCCGCGGGUUUCUCAAUGACCCGCACUGGCCGUAUAGGGCGGCCGACAGUGUGGGCACUGACAGCACAUUUACUUACCCCAAACCCUACGAGUGGUGUAUCGGUUGGAAAGCGUUUGAAAAGUGGAGGAAAGGUGUUUAUGCGGCACAGAAUCAGUCAAAAAAUUAA
Messenger RNA from Medioppia subpectinata, 1149 nucleotides. The record is from the annotation of a GenBank genome assembly. Lineage: Eukaryota; Metazoa; Arthropoda; Arachnida; Sarcoptiformes; Oppiidae.